ACCAAUAAGAGACCGUGUUUUCAGAGCUUAGCUCGUGAUGCUAAAGAAUGCGAAUGUUCACGGGAGCGGGUCUCUCCCUAAUCGCCUCAUUGUUUUGUAACCGGAGCGACUUCAUUCGCACACGAAGCAGCGCAGCGCGGGCACGAGAUCGGCGCGCGACCACAUGACUGACAGGUGUUAGCAGGUGCUCGAGGGCUCGCGUCGCUGGGGGCGACGGGAAAUGUGUCGCUGCUCAAGGAGUCGAGAGCGUGUCGCCCCCACGAACGACCGGUCACUCGGCGAAGACAUGUGGUGAGCGAGACGUCGGCGCGGCACCAUGAAGGGACCCGGCUCCAGAUGGGCCUUCUGCCUGGGCUUCCUGGCGGGCGCCUGCAGCGUGUUCUUCUUCCGGUACCAGGUGUGGUUUGAGAGGAGCUACCCUGUGCUGUCAGAGGCUCAGGAGAGAGCUUCAAGUGUUUGGGAGAAGCCGGCAGCCAGUUGGAGGAGAGAAGGAGCUGCUCUAAUCAACCUGCUCCACCCUCACCACACAGAUGAAGACAGCAGGGUGGCAGAUGUGCUGUACCAGAAGGUCCGUGUUCUCUGCUGGGUCAUGACCGGCCCGUACAACUUAGAAAGCCGGGCGCGGCACGUGAGGUCCACCUGGUCCCGACACUGCAACGCCGUGGUGUUCAUGAGCUCGGUGGACGACGCAGACUUCCCCACUGUCGGCCUCGGCACCAAGGAGGGCCGCGACCAGCUGUACUGGAAGACCAUCCGGGCGUUCCAUUACGUCUACGAGCACCAUGCACGCGAAGCCGAUUGGUUCCUGAAAGCCGACGAUGACACGUUCGUGGUGGUGGACAACCUGCGCUGGGUUCUGUCCAAUCACACGCCCGACGAAGCCAUUUAUUUCGGGAAGCGCUUCAAGCCCUACACCAAGCAGGGCUACAUGAGCGGUGGGGCAGGCUACGUGCUCAGCAAAGAGGCCCUCAGGAGGUUUGUGGAAGGCUUCCGGACCAAAGCCUGCACCCACACCACUCCCGUGGAGGACCUGGCGCUGGGGCAGUGUCUGGAAAAGAUGGGCGUCAAGGCCGGGGACUCCAGAGACACUCUGCAUCGAGAGACGUUUCACCCGUUCGUGCCCGAGCACCAUCUCACGGGGAAGUUCUCCAAAAGCUUCUGGUACUGGAGCUAUUGUUACUACCCCAUUGUUGAGGGUCCUCAGUGCUGCUCCGACCUGGCUGUUUCCUUUCAUUACGUGGAGCCGGAGCUGAUGUACACCAUGGAGUACUACACCUACCACCUCAGAGCCUAUGGCUACUUGCCCCGCUACCGACCCUCCACGGGCCGAGCCGUGCGCCUCGACUCCGUCCUGCAGACCACCACGACCGUGCAGGUCAAAGGAGUUGACCCGGUGACCGAUGGAAGGAGCCGCACGAGCACCGUGGUCAGUGGAAACCAAACAGAGGUGGAGGUGGAGUCGCACACUGGCGCGAAAGAUGGCCUGAACUCACAGCUCAUUGGGAACAGGACUGUGAAUCACUAAUACUGAAGCUACAGUACAUCUGAAAUAUUUUUGCUGCUUUCACUGAGUAAAUGGUUGAAAUUAUGGAUGCGUAUUGUUCAACUAAUACUAAUACGAAUUCAUUCACACAGUCACAGGUAUUUGACUGAAGUACUAUGUACCUGAUCUGAGACAAGCAGAUAACCAAUUCUUUAUUUAUACAUGCAGGAUAAUUUGUCCACUUUUUUUUUAUUUCAUUUUUCACUUCCAUUAUCUUUUUUUCACAUGCAGACUUCAACAGCAACCUCAAAAUUCUGCUGUAGCCCCUUUAGUUUUGAAUUUUUAAUGUUUUGAGAGUCAACAUGCAAAAAUGAUUAACUUUUGUAUCACAGUAUUCUUGGCUUUGAUUUUUGUUGGAAUAUUAUAAAGUGCACCAACAUUGACGCGGCACCAUUGCUGGCAAUCUGACCAGACUUUAAAAUCUGGUCAGCAGUUCCCAUUAAGUCGCCUGCUGUGCGCAGUCGUUUCGUUUUACCUAAUGAAGUCUGUCAUGAUGAACCACUCGAACAGUUGCAGGAACAUUUCCGAUGAAUAAAUUAUGUAUCAAAAUUGUUUAUUUUGAAGAAAAAGAAUAAAAUGACAAUGAAAUAUG
Betta splendens (Siamese fighting fish) is the source of this 2135-nucleotide messenger RNA. It is a transcript of the gene c1galt1la, whose product is annotated as core 1 synthase, glycoprotein-N-acetylgalactosamine 3-beta-galactosyltransferase 1, like a. The transcript is spliced from 4 exons. The record is from RefSeq and is a predicted model, not a curated record. Bases 317 to 1525 code for a protein of 402 amino acids. Gene Ontology annotation, molecular function: N-acetylgalactosaminide beta-1,3-galactosyltransferase activity. Lineage: Eukaryota; Metazoa; Chordata; Actinopteri; Anabantiformes; Osphronemidae. Gene Ontology annotation, cellular component: membrane.